Molecule: messenger RNA, 580 nt
Organism: Leptinotarsa decemlineata (Colorado potato beetle)
Lineage: Eukaryota; Metazoa; Arthropoda; Insecta; Coleoptera; Chrysomelidae
Source: RefSeq, a predicted model, not a curated record
AAUGAGUAUCAGUUUCUGUCAGUCAGUCCCUAGACUCGCAACACAGACCUUUUUUGCAAAAAUGUUCAAAUUGGUGGUGUUGUCUGCUCUCGUAGCCGUAGCCGUAGCUAAACCCAGUGGCUUGGCACACUCCGCCUUGGCUUACUCCUCUCCAUUAGUGGAAGUAGUACCUGGUGCCGUGAGCCACAGCUACAGAAGUGAUGUGAUCAGCAAACCAGUUGUUGCCGCCUACGCUGCCCCAGCAGUCGUUGCUGCUCCUGUUGUACAAAAAGUAUUAGCCGUUCCAGCCGCAGUUAGCCACAGCUACAGAAGUGACGUCAUCAGCAAACCAGUGGUUGCUGCAUACGCUGCCCCCAUUGUUGAAAAAAUCGUUGCUCCAGUAGCAGUACCGGCUGCAGUGAGUCACAGCUUCAGAAGUGAUGUUAUCAGCAAACCUUUGGUAGCUGCCUACUCAGCUCCAGCUGUGGUUUCUAGCCAUCUGGCAUACGCUGCUCACGUUCCAGCUGUUCACGCUUGGUGAAGAGAGGAUUGACAUGUUUAGGCUUUGUAAAUUUUUACUCCCAUUAAAAAACUGAAAUAA